Messenger RNA from Rhododendron vialii, 883 nucleotides. RefSeq lists its product as uncharacterized. The transcript is spliced from 5 exons. Bases 90 to 692 code for a protein of 200 amino acids. NCBI's taxonomy places the organism in Eukaryota, Viridiplantae, Streptophyta, Magnoliopsida, Ericales, Ericaceae. The record is from RefSeq and is a predicted model, not a curated record.
UUUGGAAAAAUGUACAACACAAACCAGAGCUCUCCCUUGGAAUCUCGCAUGUGCAAAGGAACCUACAUCUCUGUAUUUCUCUCUCUCCAAUGGCGGUCAAUUCGUGCGAAGAGAGCCAAGAUGCCCAUAGCAUUUUGGUGUUAACUGAUGAAAGCAUUAGUGAUCCUCAAUGCAAAUCACAGUUGGUUACCUUAAGCCACUCAGAAGUUUCCAAUCAACUCAAUAACAGGAUGUGCUUGGAUUCUAAAUUGAAUUGCCAAACUUGUAUCGAACAAGAGAUGGUAAAUACAGUUGCUGUUUCCCCAUGCAUUGUGGAUAUUUAUGUCGAGAAGGGACAUUCAGGGAUGCCUAAAGCCAGCGAAACUGGGGAAAAGUUGAAGAUUGAGGGUUCAUUUACUCAUUUGAAGAGGGGACUGCAGAAACAGAUUAGCUUACAGAUAGGGGAGAGGUUGAUGCAACUCCUAAUGAAUGGCAGCAUUGGUUUACCCAAAUUCAUUUCUAGAGAAAAAUCUGCCACUGAAAGGGUUCAUGAAACUCCUAAUAGCAGAACAAGGAAAUACAAGCGCUCGGCUUCAUUCAAUUCAAGAAAAGUGGCUCUCCUCUUCUCGGUCUUGUCAAUCGUAGGAACCAUGGUGCUGAUAUGUUUGACACUGAGAGUGAGACAUCUAAGCGACGGUUCUGUUCACAUUUGAUAAGUUCUUCAUCUACCUGCCUCCGGUGCUUGAUCGUCCUCUUCUGAAAGAGUCUCUCGCUAAGAUUGCUGUUGUAAAGUUUGCUGAGACACUCGUAUUCAUUUUGCUUUUCCGAUUUUAAACGUUUGAGGUUCUUUUUCUUGAAUGUACAUAAGCCAAUUUAUAUCCAUAAUCCUAGUUGAUGGUCUCUA